Molecule: messenger RNA, 1335 nt
Organism: Penicillium egyptiacum
Lineage: Eukaryota; Fungi; Ascomycota; Eurotiomycetes; Eurotiales; Aspergillaceae
Source: the annotation of a GenBank genome assembly
AUGCAUGGUUCACCCACAUCUUCGCAUCUUCGCGUCUUCGCAUCUUCCAACUCACUGCAGGUGACAUACCAACUUUCAAUGGCUUCACCGGCCCCAUCCGGGAUGGCAACACAAAGGCCGUGGUUUUUUCGGUUUCCCCCUGAAAUGAUUUCAUUGAUUGUGUCCUUCUUGCCGAACAAAGAUGUCAAGUCCUUGCGCUUGACAUGCAAAGCCCUCGGCGAGAUAACGCCAUUCUCCUCAUCACGCGUGUUUCUGUCGGCCAAUUCAUUGAACAUCCAAGUUUUUCGUGCUGUAGCGGACCAUCCAAAAUUUCGCCAAGAGAUCACGGAGAUCAUCUGGGACGACGCACGUUUUGUCUCCGCGCCAUUGAUAUGGGAGAAUGUGCAUCCAACAAUCGACCCCCAAAGCAUAGAUGCACAAAUUCCUUUAAAAGCCUGUUGGGAGUAUUACUUGCAAAUCUUGAAUGAUCAGACAACUGUGAUCGAAUCUCAAGACGACGAAAAAGCCUUUCUUUACGGCUUAGAGCGAUUCCCACGUCUAAAAAGAGUGACCGUUACGCCUGCGGCUCACGGCUGGCUUUUUACUCCGCUAUACGAGACACCUAUGAUCCGAGCAUUUCCAUACGGGUUUAACUACCUAAUUCCGCGAGGAUGGCACUUUGAUCAAACCGAGGGUCAAGUUAUCGAGCCGUUACUGUGGUCAGAGGUAACCGAGGAAUAUAAGGAGCUAUGGAGAGGGGCUCGAAUCGCUCUUCGUGUUUUGUCACAGGUUAAGAAGCAUAAUUUUUCUGAGCUAAGCUUCGAUUCAAAGCAACUCCACACCGGAAUAAACUUUCGGAUCUUUGACCAGCCGUGUGAAGAAUAUAAUCAUUUUGCGGCUAUCAUAAAACGUCCAGGCUUUCGGCGCCUUCAUCUAUCUUUGCUUACUAGUAGUAGUGGUUACUGGGCGGGAUUCCAAAGCGGAUACUUUCAUCAGGCUGUUAGCCUGGCUAGAGAAUUAACCGAUAUCUAUUUAUCGACUACAUUCAAUCUUGGAUCUCUAUCUUCACUAGGGGAUCCACCUAUUCCCCUAAAGGAGGUUCUCCCUAUUAAGGAAUGGCCAAAUCUAUGCAAUUUAGCGCUUUCUCGUUUUAGCGUGGAUACGUCGGAGUUAAUGGACAUACUUAAAUUGCUACCAUCCUCAUUACGGUCCAUUGAAUUGGAAUUUAUCGAGUUCCCUUUCGAUGAAUCCUGUUUGAUUGGGCUCUUGGAGAGGAUGCGGGAGGAACUGAAUUGGGCCGAGAGAGAUCAACUAAAACCGACUGUCACAAUCGCUAUGGAAGGCCAUCGCAGGUGA